AUGUCCGGUCUGUCUGCUGAACAACAUGAACGUAUCACCGCAGCCAACGCUAGAAAAAUCGAAGCCGUGAAACUGACUAUGGCCGAAGCUUUGCCAAUGAAGCCAAAACGACCAGCAGUUCCAGCUGAUCCAAAUGCACCACCUAGGAAGAGAGGACGUCCGAAAGGGAGCGUCAACAAGCCGAGACCGAAUGGAGCACAAGCGUCGGUUUCGCUCGGUGGACACUAUUCGCGAGAUUCUGUUGUACGAAAAUGGCAUGAAAAACGGAUGUGCAAGGAUCCAAAAUCUUGUAACAAUGGAGGUUUACAGUCGUUGUCUAGACCUCGUCUGACCAAUAAUAUAACCCGCGAUCGCGUUCCACUUGCACAGCCAUUCCAGUCCAGUCGUCUGAAUAAGGACAAACAACGAGACACUACCGCGCCAACAGCAGAGUCCUCAAGUGACACCAAUCAUGCUCCGAAGCUAUGCAGCAUUCUGCCAUCGCUGUCGGAGAACUCGUUCUCGGAUGGCGACAUGACACCUCCACUAUCUAUCGUCGACGACUACAAUACAGACCAACAAAGGUUCCUCACCGGAAACCCAAUCAGAGACGAUGAGUCUCAGUCUCCGUCUACUUGCGCCACACCUCUAUCACAACAGACACGGCAGCGCAAUGACGAAGAACCGCUCACUUCAACGCGAAGAAAAAGCAAAGAGAGACUACGACAUCAGAAAUUCAAGUCGCUUUCGCAGGAGCUAACCUCGCUGUUGUCGUCAUGUGAGGACCAACAAAAAAUCAAAAUAGCUUGCGGCCUUCAGAGAAUAAUCAGCGAACAGAAAGACGUGCAGCAGGUAAUGCAAAUGGUCAGCCGAAUAGAAACCGAAGUGAGUGGGAGGUCCGAACACGACAAGGACAAAAUGGCCAGUGUAUUGAGAGACUAUGCGAAGAAAUGUGAUGAGAAGCUCAACGCCACUAAUGACACUCUGCUUACUGUUCGCGCUGAACUGUCCCGUAUCGGAGACCAGUGCCAUUCUUUGCGCCAAACAUCACUGAGGCAUACAAAUGAGAUUGAAGCCGUCCGAAACUCCUUGAAGACCUCAUGUGACUCCGUACGACAAAUCGCUGAAGAAUUGACGGCAAAGCUGGAGAUGGCGACAUCAGAUGCGCCGGGUAGAAUGAAAGCGUAG
This is a messenger RNA of Cooperia oncophora, 1167 nucleotides long. NCBI's taxonomy places the organism in Eukaryota, Metazoa, Nematoda, Chromadorea, Rhabditida, Trichostrongylidae. The record is from the annotation of a GenBank genome assembly.